Molecule: messenger RNA, 972 nt
Organism: Rangifer tarandus platyrhynchus (Svalbard reindeer)
Lineage: Eukaryota; Metazoa; Chordata; Mammalia; Artiodactyla; Cervidae
Source: the annotation of a GenBank genome assembly
AUGGAAUCUCAAGUCUCUGACGCCGCCGCCGGACAAGCAGAGCAGACGGCAGGCGAAGGCCAGACAGACAGCGGCGCCGCUCCGGGACCCGCAGCCUCGGCGCCCUUGGGUGCCGCCCGGUGGAAGCUCCUGCGGCAGGUUCUGAAACAAAAACACCUGGAUGACUGUCUACGACAUAUAUCUGUAAGAAGAUUUGAAUCAUUUAAUCUGUUUUCAGUAACAGAAGUCAAAAAAUUGGAAACUGAAGAGGAAGCUGGUGCCUGGGUCCAAUAUACGAGCAUCUUCUAUCCUGAAUACAGUAUUUUCUUAAGGCAUAAUAGUGGAUCUUUGAAUGUUGAAGAUGUUCUUACCAGCUUUGACAAUACAGGAAAUGUCUGCAUCUGGCCAGCUGAAGAGGUUUUGGCUUACUACUGCCUCAAGCACAGUAGUAUAUUCAGGGACCUUGCUGUGUGUGAGCUAGGGGGUGGCAUGACAUGCUUGGCUGGGCUCAUGGUUGCUAUUUCUGCAGAUGUCAAAGAAGUUCUGUUAACUGAUGGGAAUGAAAAGGCCAUCAGAAAUGUGAGAGACAUCAUCGCAAGGAAUCAGAAGGCUGGUGUGUUUAAGACUGGGAACCUAUCAAGCUGCGUUUUACGAUGGGAUAAUGAGACAGAUGUCUCUCAACUGGAAGGACAUUUUGACAUUGUUAUGUGUGCUGACUGCCUGUUUCUGGACCAGUACAGAGCCAGCCUUGUUGAUGCAAUAAAGAGAUUACUCCAGCCCAGGGGGAAAGCAAUGGUAUUCGCCCCACGCCGAGGGAAUACUUUAAACCAGUUUUGCAUUCUAGCUGAAAAAGCUGGUUUCUCUAUCCAAAGACAUGAAAAUUAUGAUGAACACAUUUCAAACUUCCACUCCAAGUUGAAAAAGGAAAACCAGGAUGUAUAUGAAGAAAAUCUUCAUUUCCCGCUUCUGCUUAUUUUAACCAAAGAUGGAUAG